AUGAAAGGCCUCGCUGAUCUUAUUGACUCGGACAUGGAGGACUCGACCAAUUUUAUUGAUGAGAACUCUAUUCUCUCCUCUGCCUCCGACGCGAGCGCAGCCUCCUCAGAAAAUGGGAACCCAAGCAAGCGCAACAAGAAACGGCGCUCGGUGAAUCUGCCCCCCAAAUCGCGGUCCAAAGUUCAAAAGACUUCGACCACGACUGCAAAACAACCCACGGCAAAACAAGCGGCUGCGAGACGCAAGGCCCUCGAAGAACAGAUUAACGAUCAUGAUGAUGAACUCGAAGACAAUGAGGCUGUGCCAGAAUUUGCUCCCCCGAAGCCGAAGAAAGCUGCUGGGGCACCCGCUAAACCCAGAGCAACCAAAAAGGCCGCCGCUCAAAAGAAGAUUGAGAAAGAAGAAGAUAUGGAAAUAGAGCAGACACCAGCAGUGGCACGCUCAAAUCAUGCUGGUGUUCAGACUCAGCCUGCAAUUGUCAAGGUCGCCCCAAAGCAGACGGCCUCAAAGUCCAAAGCUAAACAGGAAACACACGCCAUUGUCCCAGAAUCACAAGGCACAGCACAAAUAAUGGAGGAAGAGCAGAGCGAGUUGGCGGUAGUGGAACCAGUGGUGAAAGUCAAGAAUCCUGCGCGGGCAACCUCAAGAUCACGACAAGAACCGCCUUUUCGAAGACGGGCUGGGAGUGCAUCCGACACUGAAAGAGGUGACCCCAACCUUCGACGCAAAUUGGGAGAUAUAACACGCAAAUUUGAGAAUGUAGACCUCAAAUAUCGGACUCUGAAGGAGGUUGGGGUCAAUGAGGCCAAUGCCAAUAUGGAAAAGCUUCGAAAACAAUGUGAUGCAACGGUCAAAGCAUCCAAUGAGUUGAUAGCCUCACUCAAGAAAGAGUUGGCUGCCCAGGCUCCGCAAGCCCAGGAAGCACGAAAACUAAAAACCCAGAUGCAGAGUCAAGAAAACGAGGUCAACAGGCUUCGGGAAACAGCCACCGAACUCGCAAAAUCUCUCAGUGAUGCGCAAAAUGAGAUUAAGGCGCUUCAGGCCAAGGUCGCCGCCGCUCGAGCUGCUUCGACCGAGCAAGCGGUUGUCAAACAGCCACCUGUGAGCGCCAAAAAGGCGAUGAUUCAGCGACCCACGGCAACAGGAUCCGCAGAAGCGGCGCAUGCAGCACAGGUUGCACAGAUGAAAGAGGACCUGUACAGUGACUUGACAGGGCUAAUCAUCAGAGGUGUGAAGAAGACAGAAGAAGGGGAUACGUAUGACUGCAUCCAAACAGGAAGAAACGGAACAUUGCACUUCAAGCUAUACGUGGACCAGGAAGACGCCAGAACCACCAGCUUUGAGGAAACCGAGUUUCUGUACACGCCCCUCCUUGAUGCUAAACGAGAUCAUGAAAUGAUGGAAUUGAUGCCAAGUUAUUUGACCGAGGACAUUACCUUUGCCAGACAGAAUGCUGCCAAGUUCUAUGGCCGGGUAGUAGAUACUUUAACCAAGCGACGGGCAGAGGAUUGA
Messenger RNA from Exophiala bonariae, 1512 nucleotides. RefSeq lists its product as uncharacterized. The record is from RefSeq and is a predicted model, not a curated record. The coding region runs from base 1 to 1512 and encodes 503 amino acids. Gene Ontology annotation, biological process: attachment of mitotic spindle microtubules to kinetochore; meiotic sister chromatid segregation. Gene Ontology annotation, cellular component: mitotic spindle; monopolin complex; chromosome, centromeric core domain. NCBI's taxonomy places the organism in Eukaryota, Fungi, Ascomycota, Eurotiomycetes, Chaetothyriales, Herpotrichiellaceae. Gene Ontology annotation, molecular function: microtubule site clamp; protein binding. The transcript is spliced from 2 exons.